UACUUUGGUCAACUCAGGUUAUUUUUAAACUCACGAUAUAAAUACAUUUUCUAUGAUUUAAUUUGUCUGUGUGGACAGAUGUACUGAGAUCUAACUGUUGAUGUUGAUCCACAGAGUGGAGCAGCAGAACUCAGAGGUUCCCAGAGUUCAGUCUGUCCAGCAGCAUCACCUGGACUCCAUAUUCAUGCUGCUGGAGGACAACAUGGUGACUUUUGUGAAGAAAGAGCUGAAGAAGAUGCAGAAGGUUGCAAGUCCAGAUUACCCAGAAUGCUCAGAGAGUCAGAGGGAUGAUGAGGAGGAAUUGGAGGCUGAUGAUGAAGAUCAGAGGAGCAGCAGAGAGAUGUUUUUACAGAUCACAGUGUUGUUCCUGAGGAGGAUGAAGCAGGAGAAGCUGGCUGACCGUCUGCAGAGCAAACUUGCUGCUCCAGUUUGUAGACGUAAACUUAAAUGUGGCCUGAAGAAGAAGUUCCAGAGAGUGUUUGAGGGCAUCGCUAAAGCAGGACAGUCGACCCUCCUGAAUGAGAUCUACACAGAGCUGUACAUCACAGAGGGAGGGACUGCAGAGGUCAAUGAUGAACAUGAGGUCAGACAGAUUGAAGCAGCAUCCAGGAAAGCAGACAGAGCAGAAAGAAGCAUCAGACCAGAAGACAUCUUUGAAGGCUCACAUGGAAGAGAUAGACCAAUCAGAACAGUGAUGACACAGGGAGUGGCUGGCAUCGGGAAAACAGUGUUAACACAGAAGCUGACUCUAGACUGGGCUGAAGACAAAAGCAACCAGGACAUCCACUUCAUGUUUCCAUUGACUUUCAGAGAGCUGAAUGUGGUGAAAGAGAGAAAGUUCAGCUUGGUGGAACUUGUUCAUCACUUCUUCAGUGAAACCAAAGCAGCAGGAAUGUGCAGCUUUGAAGACUUCCAGGUUGUGCUGAUCUUUGACGGUCUGGAUGAGUGUCGCCUUCCUCUGGACUUCCACAACAAUGAGGUCCUGACUGAUGUUACAGAGUCCACCUCAGUGGAUGUGCUGCUGACAAACCUGAUCAGGGGGAAUCUGCUUCCCUCUGCUCGCCUCUGGAUAACCACACGACCUGCAGCAGCCAAUCAGAUCCCUCCUGACUGUGUGGACAUGGUGACAGAUGUCAGAGGGUUCACUGACCCACAGAAGGAGGAGUACUUCAGGAAGAGAUUCAGAGAUGAGGAGCAGGCCAGCAGCAUCAUCUCCCACAUGAAGACAUCACGAAGCCUCCACAUCAUGUGCCACAUCCCAGUGUUCUGCUGGAUCACUGCUACAGUUCUGGAGGAGCUGCUGAGAACCACAGAGGGAGGAGAUCUGCCCAGAACCCUGACUGAGAUGUACAUCCACCACCUGGUGGUUCAGACCAAAGUCAAGAAGGUCAAGUAUGAUGGAGGAGCUGAGACAGAUCCACACUGGAGUCCAGACAGCAAGAGGAUGAUUGAGUCUCUGGGAAAACUGGCUUUUGAGCAGCUGCAGAAAGGAAACCUGAUCUUCUAUGAGUCCGACCUGACAGAGUGUGGCAUCAAUAUGGAAGCAGCCUCAGUGUACUCAGGAGUGUUCACACAGAUCUUUAAAGAGGAGAGAGGACUGUUCCAGGACAAGGUGUUCUGCUUCGUCCAUCUGAGUGUUCAGGAGUUUCUGGCUGCAGUCUACAUGUUCCACUGUUACACCAACAGGAAGGAGAAGGUUCUGGAGGACUUCCUGGGAAAAGACUGGAAAAACAAGAACAGAGACACUCUGGAUGUGUUCCUGAAGAGAGUCAUGGAGAAAUCCCUCAGAAGUAAAAAUGGUCACCUGGACCUGUUUGUUCGCUUCCUUCAUGGCCUCUGUCUGGAGUCCAACCAGAGACUCUUAGGAGGUCUGCUGGGUCAGACAGAGAACCGUUCCAUGAUCCAAAGACUCUUAGGAGGUCUGCAGAGUCGGACAAAGAACCAUCCAGAAAUGAUCCAGAGAGUCAUCAAGAACCUGAAGAAGAUGAACAGUGACGAAAUGUCUCCAGACAGAAGCAUCAACAUCUUCCACUGUCUGAUGGAGAUGAAGGAUCUCUCAGUACAUCAUGAGAUCCAAGAGUUCCUUCAGUCAAAGAACAGAUCAGAGAAGGAACUCUCUGAGAUCCACUGCUCAGCUCUGGCCUACAUGCUGCAGAUGUCAGAGGAGGUUCUGAAUGAGUUGGACCUGAACAAGUACAGAACAUCAAAGGAGGGAAAACGGAGACUGAUUCCAGCUGUGAGGAACUGCAGA
This is a messenger RNA of Acanthochromis polyacanthus (spiny chromis), 2251 nucleotides long. RefSeq names its product protein NLRC3-like. NCBI's taxonomy places the organism in Eukaryota, Metazoa, Chordata, Actinopteri, Pomacentridae. The record is from RefSeq and is a predicted model, not a curated record. The annotation marks the transcript as partial. The transcript is spliced from 3 exons.